Molecule: messenger RNA, 1524 nt
Organism: Aspergillus thermomutatus
Lineage: Eukaryota; Fungi; Ascomycota; Eurotiomycetes; Eurotiales; Aspergillaceae
Product: cytochrome P450
Exons: 4
Coding region: 1-1524 (507 amino acids)
Molecular function (GO): iron ion binding; heme binding; oxidoreductase activity, acting on paired donors, with incorporation or reduction of molecular oxygen
Source: RefSeq, a predicted model, not a curated record
AUGUACCUCAUCCUCAUCCUCAUCACCAUCGCCCUCCUCCUCUACCCCCUCCUCUCCACUCUCCACACAACCCUCCGCACCCUCUCCCUCCGCACAAUCCCCGGCCCCUUCCUCACCCGCCUCACAAAACUCUGGUACUUCCACCGCGUGCGGACCGGCCACUUCGAGACUGACAAUAUCGCCCUCCACCGGAGAUACGGCCCCGUCGUCCGCAUCGCCCCAGACCACUACAGUAUCUCCGGGCGCGCGGCCGUGAAAACCGUCUACGGGGCGGGGAGCAAGUUCGCCAAAUCCGCCUGGUACGAGGGGUGGAAGCACCCGGAUCCGGAUCGGUGGACGCUCUUCCCUGACCGGGACGAGAAAAGGCAUGCGGAAACGCGCAAGCGGUUCUCGAGCCUCUACUCCAUGAGCUCGCUGGUCCAUUACGAGGAGUUUGUGGAUCGGUGCGCGGAUCUCUUCUGCCAGCGCCUGGGGGAAUUUGCGGGCCGCCGCGAGGAGUUCAACCUCGGCCAUUGGUUCCAGUGUUAUGCGUUUGAUGUGAUUGGGGAUAUUACCUUUGGGGAGCGGUUUGGGUUCCUUGAUCGCGGAGAGGAUAUCGAGGGCACGAUUGCCGCGCUGCAGCGGCUGAUGACGUACAGUACCCUUGUGGGCAUAUACCCCGAGUGGCAUCCUCGGCUUUUCGGGCCACUGAGCCGCUUCAGUUGGUCUGGGGCGGGAGGGAGAGCGUAUAUCAUGCGAUUCGUCCAGGAGAAGAUCAGGGGCCACGCUGGACCAAAGGCUGGCUUAGGACGGGCUGAGCAGGGGGCUCUGAAGACGCAGAACUUUGUCGAGAAGAUGAUCCUGGCGCGGGGCAAGGAUCCAGAAAAGGUGACGGAUUAUCAUGUGUUCAUGAUGGGGUUGUCGAACGUCAUUGCUGGCUCGGACACCACUGCCAUCAGUCUGUCGGCCAUCAUGUAUCAUCUCCUGCAUUAUCCCGAGGUCAUGGAGAAACUCAGGCGCGAGAUCGACGAGUUUACCGCACAGGGAAAGUGCAGUGACAGGGUCACCUUCAAAGAGAGUCAGGAGACGCCGUAUUUCCAGGCCGUCAUCAAGGAGGCGCUGCGCAUGCACAGUGCCACUGGCUUGCCGCUGUGGAGGGUGGUUCCAGACGGCGGUGCCGAGAUCAACGGCUAUUUCUUCCCUGCCGGUACGGUGGUGGGGAUCAACACCUGGGUGGCCCAUUACGAUGAGGAAGUCUUCCCAGACGCAGAGAGAUUCCGUCCGGACAGAUGGAUUGAGGCCGAGAGUAAUCCGGAGAAGCUCAAAGCCAUGAACGAGAUGCACAUGCCUUUCGGCCUCGGGUCUAGGACGUGUCUUGGGAAGCACAUCUCCAUUCUGGAAAUGUCGAAACUCAUCCCGCGGAUCAUCCGAGACUUUGAUUUUAGUACGGGGCCUGAGAAAUGGGAGACGGAGAACUCGUGGUUUGUGAAGCCGACCAACUUUACUGUCCGGGUUAGACAGAGACCGCGGCUCGCAGAUGAGUGA